Cottoperca gobio is the source of this 3164-nucleotide messenger RNA. It is a transcript of the gene selenon, whose product is annotated as selenoprotein N. The transcript is spliced from 12 exons. The record is from RefSeq and is a predicted model, not a curated record. Gene Ontology annotation, cellular component: endoplasmic reticulum membrane. Gene Ontology annotation, biological process: calcium ion homeostasis; skeletal muscle fiber development. Lineage: Eukaryota; Metazoa; Chordata; Actinopteri; Perciformes; Bovichtidae.
UUUCCUCCACAUCCAUAUGGUCCUAGAUUAGAUGUGGGAAAUAAGAAAUCUCUGCUGCUAGCUAACGUUUCACAGCUGUUGCCUCGCCAGCGACUGCAACGACCGGAACAGAUGCGCGGUCCCCGGCUACAGGAUACCGGAACUGUCGCUAGAUUCUAAACAUUUUAAGAAAGAAAGUUUGGACUGAACGAUUCCUGCUGGUUGCUUUUUUUUUUGGAGUUUAUCCGACGACCAUGUCCUCGUCUAAAUAGAUGUGGUGGAGGUCGAGGAUGGCCGCAGACGUGGAUAAAACCAUCCCCGAGGAUGAGCGCAACAUUUCGCAGCAGAAUGGGCACCGAAUGAGUCGGAGUUCUGGAUCCUGGAUCUCCAGGGGGAUCUGGACUCUGCUUAUAGUCGGUGCUGUCCCUCUUCUCGCCUUUGGGAUCAAGUAUUACCAUGAUGCCCAUUUCCUCAAACGUCAUGAAGAGAGUGUUCGAACCCUGGGCGCCGAGGGGCUUUUUCUCUUCUCCUCUUUAGACACCAACCAUGACCUUUAUCUCAGUCCGGAGGAGUUUAAACCCAUUGCUGAGAAACUCACAGGAAUUACGGCCCCAGUGGAUUUUGAAGAGGAAGUGACCCAUGACCCCGAUGGUGAGACUUUGACCUUGGAGGCCAAAAUGCAGCCUCUGCUGCUCGACUCCAUGACAAAAAGCAAGGAUGGUUUCCUCGGGGUGUCUCACAGCUCUCUGAGUGGGCUGCGCGCGUGGAAGAGCCCGGCAGUGCCUUCUUCUUCCUUCUCUGCCAGGCAGUUCAGGGUCUUCUUGCCCCCAAAGAACAAGGGGGAAGUGGGAGACACGUGGUGGGUGAUUCCCAGUGAGCUCAACAUCUUCACUGGCUACCUGCCCAACAAUCGUUACCACCCUCCCUCGCCAAAGGGCAAAGAGGUUCUCAUGCACUCCUUGUUGAGUAUGUUCCACCCACGGCCCUUCAUCAAGUCACGUUUUGCGCCUCAGGGUACAGUCGCCUGCAUCCGUGCCAGCAACGACUUUUAUUAUGACAUUGUGUUCAGGAUUCAUGCCGAAUUCCAGCUCAAUGAUGUUCCAGACUUUCCCUUCUGGUUCACCCCGGGGAAAUUCACCGGCAACAUUGUUCUCUCUAAAGACGCAUCUCAUGUCCGCCACUUUCACCUCUACGUCCCCAAUGACAGGUCUCUGAAUGUGGACAUGGAGUGGCUGUACGGGGCCAGUGAGAGCAGCAACAUGGAGGUGGACAUCGGAUACCUGCCACAGUUAGAGCUGCAGUCCACAGGCCCGUCCACUCCCUCCAUCAUCAUGGAUGAGGAGGGCAACAUUAUCGACAGUCGAGAUGAGGGUGCCGAGCCGAUCCAGUUUGUCUUUGAGGAAAUCGACUGGACCUCAGAGAUCAGUCGGCAAGAAGCAACUCGACGCCUGGAGGUCACCCUCUACCCCUUCAAAAAGAUUUCCUACCUACCCUUUUCAGAAGCCUUUGAGCGAGCGGCAGCGGAGCAUAAACUGGUGCAUUCCAUUCUGCUUUGGGGAGCGUUAGACGACCAGUCCUGCUGAGGUUCGGGGCGAACUCUCCGGGAGACAGUCCUGGAAAGUUCGCCCGUUCUGGCCCUGCUCAACCAGAGCUUCAUAAGCAGCUGGUCUCUGGUCAGAGAGCUGGAGAACAUGCAGGCUGAUGAGCAGAACCCUGUGUUGAGUGAAAAGGCCCGAUUACACCUGGAGAUGUACAACUUCCCUGUGGAGAUGAUGGUGGCAUUGCCCAAUGGAACUAUUGUCCACCACAUCAAUGCCAACUUCUUCCUGGACCAGACGGCCAUGAAACCAGAGGAGGAAGAAGCGACUUUCAGCUUCUCUGCUGGGUUUGAGGACCCCUCCACAUCCACUUAUAUCAGCUUCCUCAAGGAGGGCUUGGAGAAAGCCAAGGAGUACCUGGCACAGUAGUUUGUGUGUGCGAUAGAGCCUGAGAGACUAAACAGCAGGAAACAAUCAUCAUUCCUCUGGGUAACGAUCCGAGAUAAGGAAAAGCCUCCAACAAUUAUGUAGAGAAGCUUUCUCAUCAGUGUUGGCAGCUGAAAAACUUUGUUACUAUUUAUUUGUGCGUCUCUCCUGACCAGAAAGUUUUAUAUACAGCAUUUGUAUUGUGACAAAUAGUACAGGGAAAUAUUGCUUCUCAAACCUAAUGUUACUGUAAAUAUAGUAUAACGGUAUUUUACAAUACAGUAACAGAAAUAUAAACACAUUCAGGUCUGCUCUCUCUGCUUGCUGUUUUAAAGUUGAUAUAACAUGUAGACAGAGGCCCAUCAUACCACUGCGAAACAUCCUAUAUUUCUGCUUUUAUAUCCCUGUGUCGCAUGUGCAAUAUUCUGAGUGUGUUUUCCUGCCGCUGAGCGUACCCAGAGACGGGGGGGGGGCCGGUGUUGCCUUCAGUUGUGCUUCAGCAGUUUGUGAAGUCUUUGCCUGAAAGCUCUCUCUGGGCCGGGUGACGCCUGAUGUUAUUGCUGAGGCUGCUUGAGGGAACAUCCCUCUCUGACUCGGGGGGCGAAAGCAGCUGGAAAAACAAAACUGGGCUGUGGCACAUACAAUUAUUAUUUCAGUUGUUUUUUUAGUUUGAAACCAAAUGUUAAAUAUUUUGCAGAUGUUCUGUUUUUGGGGAAGAUGUGACCACACCAAAGAACAUUUUUUUAAUAUGUACAGGAGCUGGCUUGCAGCUACAACAGCUGUUGAAGUUCAUAUUUAUGUAACUCAAUGGAACCAAAAGGUCACAUGUUUGAUUGUUGAGCCGAGAGGCACGUAAUACCGUGCACCGUUGUUUUCCUCUUUUAGGAUCCAGUCAAAGCAAUGAAUUUGUUCGUGUCUUAAGCGAGACAAGAGGAAAUCCUUGAUGCUACUUUGUUUUUCACAAUACAUCUCAUGUUCACCUUUUCAAGUCAUGCAGCAAAAAAUGUUUCCUCUUCGGGUCUCUAUUUUUAUCGUGGAAUGGAAAAACACUGGGAUCAAGAAAACUCAUUUUAAAUAGUAACAUUGCAAUUUGAUAGAUGAGAGUAACAUUAAGCUGGUCAUCCACUCCGUGUGCAACAUCUGACUGACAGCAGCCUUUAGGGGGAAAACACUACCUGUGUCAUUUUUUCCACAAUAAUAAAAACUUUUCUUUUGUACAAA